CACUCACUAGCUGCUUUAAUCAAAACAAAAGCGCUCAUCGGCCGUCGUCGUCGUGACUGUUUACGGCGACUUUUUUUUCAAGUUUUUCAUAGUUUUUUGUUAGUUUAAUUUGAUAAACUAGUUUCUUUUGUAACUAGUACCAUCCAGCAUGUCUCAGGAUAUAGACAGCGAGGGAGUGCCCACUAGUGAGUACAGCGACACAGUGAAGGCUCUCUCGUCCGGUUUGCUGGAAAUCUACGAGCCAACUCUGAAUGAGGUCAAAGGAAGUUUGAAGGAGCUGUUAGAUAAGCAAUAUGAAAUGCAAGCAACGAUAGCAACAGAAAAACUAACCUACAUAAGUCAGGAUGUGCAACAAAUCAACGAAAUGAUCAACAAAGCCAAACUUUACAGAGAGAAAGCAGUACGAAUCAAAAAUCAAAUGCACCAAAUCCAUCAACGAGCCAAGAGUUUACGGGCUAAGGCACUGGACAUGCAGGAGUUAAAAGUGAAUCAGUGCGCCUCAAAGCUUCAGCAGCUACAUUACGAAGAAUCUCUGGUGGCGAGCAUUAAAAAAGUCCCCGGCAAAAAGUCCUAGUCUUGGACGAGGCUGUCGCAUUUAUUGUUGGUGAAACAAUCAAAACUUUUCCAUGUACUUGUAGAGAGGCAAAAACAAGACACUUUAUCGUCACAAUAUUUACCAAAACCAUUAGAAUUUUCGGAUUUCGUUAAUGUUUUUUUAUCAUCGUUUGCGGCCAAAGGAGUAAAUCAAAACGAAACCAUUUUAACCUGCAGCAGUUUAUACACAUUUUCAAAGUGUGCUUUUCCAUACAAUAUACAUUUUAAUCUUAUCAUUAAAACACUAUAAAGGAAAUUGUCUUAUUUGUUUGUACUGGUACGAUGAUGACCCGCUCCCGUCACGUUCUUCCGUGCACUAUCGGUUCGUCGUCAUCUAGCUGGUCCAGGGCAUCGCCUGGGGAAGUAUAUCCGGCACGAACGUCUGGAAAAAAUGUUUUAAUUAUAA
Molecule: messenger RNA, 1000 nt
Organism: Culex pipiens pallens (northern house mosquito)
Lineage: Eukaryota; Metazoa; Arthropoda; Insecta; Diptera; Culicidae
Exons: 5
Coding region: 149-574 (141 amino acids)
Biological process (GO): intracellular transport
Cellular component (GO): BLOC-1 complex; extrinsic component of membrane; transport vesicle
Source: RefSeq, a predicted model, not a curated record